Molecule: messenger RNA, 627 nt
Organism: Sphenostylis stenocarpa
Lineage: Eukaryota; Viridiplantae; Streptophyta; Magnoliopsida; Fabales; Fabaceae
Source: the annotation of a GenBank genome assembly
AUGUCAAAGAAGAACGUGGUGAGUAAGAAGACCAAGGGUCGACAGAAGAUUGAGAUAAAAAGGAUGAGCAACGAGCAUAACCUUCGGGUGACAUUCUCCAAGCGUCGAACUGGGAUUUUCAAGAAGGCCAGUGAGCUUGCCACCCUCUGUGGAGUGGACAUCGCUGUCAUCAUGUUUUCUCCAAGUAACCAGGUCUUCUCCUUCGGCAGCCCCAAUGUGGAUCCUGUCAUCCAACGCUACACGGCGCAGGGCCCUCCUCCCCUCCUCACUCUCGACCUCAACGAGGCUCACACCACCGUCGAUGAGGGUGAGCUCCAUGCGCAACUCAACAACCUCUCUGACCAGAUGGCGGCGGAGAAGAAGCACGCGGAGUGUCUCAAACGUUUGAUGAAGGACGUCGAGGACCACUCUUGGUGGGCCAUGCCCCUGGAAACCAUGACUGAUGCUCAACUCGAGAAGUACAAGAAGAUGUUGGAGGAUCUCAAAGCCCGUGUCAAUGAAAAACGUGAGAAACUCCUGCUUGAGAGCACCUUUACUUAUAACUCACAAGCUCAGCUUUUUACAGGCGCAAACUCCUUCUCCAGUGUUAAUAACACUGACACCAUGCAUCCGCCAUUGUCCUUGUAG